Molecule: messenger RNA, 759 nt
Organism: Lachnellula hyalina
Lineage: Eukaryota; Fungi; Ascomycota; Leotiomycetes; Helotiales; Lachnaceae
Product: Ureidoglycolate lyase
Exons: 2
Coding region: 1-759 (252 amino acids)
Biological process (GO): allantoin catabolic process
Molecular function (GO): ureidoglycolate lyase activity; ureidoglycolate hydrolase activity
Source: RefSeq, a predicted model, not a curated record
AUGCCAGUAGAAAUCGACGCACCUCAGCGAGAGCCCAUCCUCGAGGCUCACCCACUGAGUCAAGACUUGUUUUCAGAGUUCGGAACAGUCAUCGAGAAUCCGGCACCGUCUCUCGUUCCUUCGCAAACCUGUGAAGCGCCGCCAAAUGCCGUGCAAGCGAACCAAGGGAGUGCGUUGAAGUAUUUGGAUGUUACCCAUAUGAGAGAUCUCUAUGCUUCAGGUACUCCGAGUAAGAAAGCCGCCAAAGCAGUCAUGAAUAUGUUCGUUUGUGCGCCCAGGGUCCUUCUUCCCUCAGACACGCCCCAGGUCGAAGGCCUCUUUCCCGUCAAUAUUUUAGAACGCCACCCUUAUACCACCCAAACGUUUAUUCCUCUGGGUCUUUCGCGGGCAGAAGCCAAACAGAGCAGAUAUCUUGUCAUUGUUGCUCCAAGUUUCCCACCCUCACCAAAAGACGAGUGUUUCCCGGUUCCGUCUAUUACUACCAAUGGCGAUCCGCUGCCAGGGAGAGGUCUGCCCGACCUCAUGAGGAUCAAAGCUUUCAUUGCAAAUGGCUCACAAGCAGUCACGUAUGGAGCUGGUACUUGGCAUGCCCCGAUGGUUGCUAUAGGGAAAUACCCCAUCGCUUUUGUGGUAGUCCAGUUUGCAAAUGGAGUUGGUAUUGAAGAUUGCCAAGAGGUGGAAAUAGGGAGGGGACGAAUUGAUCAACUUCAGGUGGCGGUUCCUGCUUCUGAUCAAAAUCGGGGACUCUGGAGGCUCUGA